Messenger RNA from Mytilus trossulus (common blue mussel), 3638 nucleotides. RefSeq names its product cyclin-D-binding Myb-like transcription factor 1. Gene Ontology annotation, molecular function: RNA polymerase II cis-regulatory region sequence-specific DNA binding; DNA-binding transcription factor activity, RNA polymerase II-specific. Bases 136 to 1113 code for a protein of 325 amino acids. The transcript has 3 exons. Gene Ontology annotation, cellular component: nucleus. Gene Ontology annotation, biological process: regulation of transcription by RNA polymerase II. NCBI's taxonomy places the organism in Eukaryota, Metazoa, Mollusca, Bivalvia, Mytilida, Mytilidae. The record is from RefSeq and is a predicted model, not a curated record.
CAUACACACAUUCAGCAAAAACAAACAAGAUCGUUUCCUUUCCCCUCCGAAGAAAGACCAUUAUAAACGUACGUUGUAGGUCUAUGAAGAUAUGAAUUGUGAUUGAGGAUCUUGAAGAAAUUGUUAUUGUAUAUAAUGGAGAGAAGAAAACCUUCCAGGGGAAUGCCACUGUUUGUCGAUGAAGAAACUGACCAACUUAUUCACCCAUAUAACAAUCCAUUGUCAAAAGGAAGGGAAUAUUGGGAAGCCAAGGGAAUUUACUACAGGUAUGGGAAAUGGACUUAUGAAGAGAAGGAAAAACUGCUAGAAAAUUGGAAUUGGUAUCUAGAAAAAUAUGAAUCUGCUUUCAAAAACCAUUUAGAUUUACUAGACAGGAGAAGAAAUAAGGAUUUGAUUACUCUGAUGGAAUUGACAGAUUUCUUUAAGGUUAUUGCAAGGUCAUUAAAUAGAACAACUUGUUCUUGUUACUUGAAACUUCGACGAGAUAUACAUACAAUUACUUUGAAACAUGGAUACUAUUCUGAAUUAGAAAUGAAGAAAUUAAAAAAACUGUCAAGAAAAUAUGAAAACAAAUCAUGGAAAUAUCAGUUUAUUGCUGACAAAAUGGGACGUGACCGCGUGUCAAUACAGAACAAAUUAAUUCAUCGGAGUAAAACAGUAAAGAGUGGAUCUUGGACUGUGGAAGAAGAGGAAGACUUAUUUAAAGCAGUACGAGAAGUAACUGGUUUACAACACUUGAAUGAAAUAAAACAACUGGUAAUUCCUUGGAGGAAAGUAGCAAAGCUAGUACCCACUAGACAUGAACAACAAUGCAGGCAACAUUUCAUUCUCUUUAAACGUUUAAAGCAUCAAAACAUUGAUGAGAAUGCUAGUUGUUUGAAAAGAUGGCAAAAAGAAGAGACACAUCGGUUGAUAGAUAUUUUAUCCAAUGGAGACUAUUCUUUUGAAACUGAUAUUGAUUGGAAUGAAGUUAAUCAAUCAUUUGUCGAUGUCAGUCCAUCAGCAAUGUACAUACAAAAACAGUUCUACAUUCUGAAAAGUGGUAUACCAGACUUCCAUAGAAAAUCUUUUUCUGAUUUGUUGGAAGAAAUUAGUUCUAGUCAUAAACACUAAUCAAGUUAAUAAUUAAUAGGUCUGGACAAUUAUACAUGCACAUGAGUAAUUAAAAGAUAUAUUAAUUCUGAUUUAUUUCAUAAAGGGUUCAUAUUUUUUUGGAAAGAAAUUUGUUGAAAAAAAAAAUAAAGCAACGAAUGAUAUCUAUCAGAGAAAAUGAAAUGUGUUCUGCAACCUGCAGUUGUAUCAAGCUGCAGUAAACAAAGCAUUUUAUUUGUUGUUGGAAUGAAUGAAAUAUUAGAAGUUUGAAAAAUCUUGAUGAGAUAAACCCUUAUAAAAGAGUUAGAUAACAGAAAAACAUUAAAAUAGUCAAGAUCAUAAUUUAAUGAAAAUUUCAGAGAUUGCAUUGUUUUUAAAUUUUGGUUUCCAGAUCUAGAUGUUAUCUUUUGAACUUUAUGUUGAUGACCUUGGUUAAAUACACUGACGUUUGAAUUGAGAAAAAACCUGUUUGUUUAAUUGUCAAAACAGAAUUUAUUUACCAGCUACUUAUGGAAUGAAAUUUGGGCAAAAAUGUUACCUUUAAAUUUUUUUUAUGUUUUGAAUUAAUUUUUACCAAAUACCACACUUUAAUUAUGAAUAUUGUGGGAUCCUGCUCUAUUUGGCAGGCUAUUUCUCAUGGGUUUUGCUUUUACAGGCAGUGAAUAAGUUUUUCCUUCCAGUAUGCCUUCCCAUGGAAAAAGUUUUGAAUUAGAAAUUAAGUCUGUAAUUUGAUAAUGGUCUAUUGUACCAACAAGUUUUUUGUUUAUUUUAGGUCAAAAUGAUCAGUUGGUAGAUAACUAAACCCCUUUUUAGCUUAUCUGGGCAAAACAUUUUCAUAUAUAUGGGGUAUUUAGUUUGUAAAAUGUGUCUGGUGAUCUGGCAAACCAAACAAGAUGGCCACCAUGGCUAAAAAUAGAACAUAAGGUUAAAAUAAAGAUUUAGGCUUAUAUCAAUGAAACCAAAGUAUUUAGAUAUAGAGCAAAUCUGUCAUGGGGUAAAAUUGUUUAUCAGAUCAAGAUCCAUCUGCCCUGAAAUUUUCAGAUGAAAAGGACAACCCGUUGUUGGGUUGCUGCCCCUGAAUUGGUAAUUUCAAGGAAAUUUGGCUGUUUUUGGUUAUUAUCUUGAAUAUUGAUAGAGAUAAACUGUAAACAGCAAUAAUGUUUAGCAAAAUAAAUCUACAAAUAUGUCAACAUGACCAAAAUGUUCAGUUGACCCCUUGAGGAGUUAUUGCCCUUUACAGUCAAUUUUUCAAAAAUUUUGAUUAUCUUUUACAAAAAUCUAUUCCUCUGAAACUACUAGAAUAAAUUUAGCCAAACUUGUCCACAAUCAUCAUUAGGGUAUCUAGUUUAAGAAAUAUGUGUGAUGACCCUGCCCGUGAAACCAAGUUGGCCUACUUGGCUAAAAAUAGUAUAUAGGUUAAAACACAGUUUUUGGCUCAUAUCUCUUAAACCAAAGCAUUUAAGCAAAUUUGAUGAGGAUAAAGUGUUCAUGAUCUAUCUGCCUUGAAAUUUUCAGACCAAUCAGGCAACCUGUUGUUUGAUUGCUGCCCCUGAAUUGGUAAUUAUUUAGAAAAUUUUGCAGCGUUUGGUUAUUAAACGGUUGAAAAAUAUUUUUUUUGGAUUGUAUAAUGGCUUCCAGGCAAUGACUUAUGUGUAAUUGUAUGGAUCUCUCUGAAAUUGUACCACAAUGUUCCAUAUAACAAAGGGGAGGCUGGGAUUGAGUUUUGGGUUAAUUGCCCAAAGCAUGUAAGUUUCUAGUUUCCAGACAAUAACUUGUGUUUAAAAGGUAUGAAUCUCUGAAAUUGUACUACAAGAUUAUAAAUUGUAAACAGCAAUUAUAUACAGCAAAAUAAGAUCUACAAAUAAGUCAACAUGAUCAUAAUAGUCAAUUGAUCCUUAAAGGAGUUAUUGUCCUUAAUAGCCAAUUUUUAACAAAUUUUGUACAUUUUUAAUAAAUAUUUUCCACUGUCACUACUGGGACAUGUUCAAUAUAGAUAGAGAUAAUUGUAAGCAGCAAGAAUUUCAGUAAAGUAAGAUCUACAAACAAAUCACCAUGGCCAAAACUCAAUUUUGUUAUCAAUCUAUCUGUGUCCUUUGUCUAAUAUACACAUAGACCAAGGUGAGGGACAUGAACUCUUGGGAGCCUCUAGUUGUUCUACUCUUAUUAAAUUUUCUUCAUUUUCAACAGUUUGCAAGAUAUUAGACAUUUUUAGUCUUCAUCGCCAGUUUGUUGGCGACAGAAUCAUAAGACACAUAUUUUGUUGUGGAAGUUCAGGUUUAGUCUGCCAUGGAAUUGUAUGUACAUGCAUGAACAGGUGUUUACAGUUUGCAUUCAAAUUCUGUCAUAGAUUAUUAUUUUUUUGUUUCCCAUAGGAGGGGCAUACAUGUUACAUGUGUUCAUUGAUAUAUGUUCAGAUUGCAAAAGAAGCACAUUUGGUUGUUUGUAAGAUUUUAUAUAGUUUAAUACUAAUAGCAUUGUUCAUUUGUUAAGCUUAAAACAGUAUGUAUCAAUAAUUAUUUUACAUUAAUAAACUGGUAACACAGAGA